GAAAUAACAUCUGAUGACCCAUUUUUGGAAAAAAGAGAACCAGAGAACUGCUCCUUCAUUUUUUUUAAAUGAAAAUAGUUUUUUUUUUGCUUGAAGUUUUCAAACUAAUACAUCCUUCUUCACACAGGAAGACGUGUUUUUGACCUUCUUUUUGUGACAGACAAGUCAUUUUAGCAUUACUCAUGUUGUAAUAAUAUAAGGCAUCACCUCCAUCAUAAGAUACAUGACCAAUACACCAUGGGAAAUGAAACAACAGACUACACCGACUGGCCACUGACAACAGAAUUUGACUACAGUGAUUCGACGCCUUGCCCUGCAACUGAGGAAAAGCACUUUGCAGCAAAUUUUUUGCCACCUCUUUAUUCUUUAGUGGUGAUAUUUGGCCUGACAGGCAACAUGCUUGUUGUCCUUAUCCUGGUAAAAUACAAGAGGCUGAAGAGCAUGACUGACAUCUACCUGCUCAACUUGGCAAUUUCUGAUCUGCUGUUUGUAUUUUCUCUCCCCUUUUGGGCUUAUUAUGCAGUCCAUGACUGGAUUUUUGGGGAGGCACUCUGUCGAAUUCUGUCAGGUGUCUAUUUCCUUGGCUUCUACAGUGGCAUCUUUUUCAUAAUCCUGCUGACCCUGGACAGGUACCUGGCCAUAGUGCAUGCGGUGUUUGCUUUGAAAGCCAGGACAGUCACCUAUGGUGUCCUCACCAGUGUUGUCACUUGGGCUCUUGCUGUUCUUAUUUCUGUUCCUGGGGUAGUAUUUCACAAAACUCAGAAGGAAAGUUCAGGCUAUUCUUGCAGUGCUCAUUAUCCAUCAGAGCAGAGAAAUACAUGGAAGCAAUUCCUCACCUUAAAUAUGAACAUCCUGGGACUUCUUAUUCCAAUGUUAAUCAUGAUCUGCAGCUACACACAAAUUAUAAAGACGUUGCUGCAAUGUAGGAAUGAGAAGAAACAUAAAGCAGUCAGGCUUAUUUUCAUCAUCAUGAUUAUCUACUUUUUUUUCUGGGCACCAUACAACAUUUGCAUUCUCUUGCGUGAUUUUCAAGGUGCAUUUUCCAUCUCUACUUGUGAAGGAAAUGGUCAACUGCAUAAAGCGAUACAAGUGACAGAAACAAUCUCAAUGAUCCAUUGUUGUAUCAACCCUGUAAUUUAUGCCUUCGCUGGAGAAAAAUUUAGGAAAUAUCUUCGCAGCUUUUUCCGAAAGCAGAUUGCAGCCCACUUGUCUAAAUGCUGUCCUGUUCUCUAUGCUGACACAGCUGAACGAGCAAGCUCCACCUACACCCAAUCUACUGGAGAACAAGAAGUUUCUGCUGCAUUAUAAGUUGUGUAAAGUAAAAAAAUUGGAUUGACUCUUGUGAGAUCAACUCUUUGAUGAAAGCCUGCUGAAUCUCUUUUGGAUAUUGUCUCUAAGGCAGCUGAAAAAAAAAAUCACAGAACACAUACUUACCAAAGUUUGCAUUUACUCACAGACUUGGGUAUUUUAAAAUACAUGAAAAGAAGGUAGAAAAUUACCUGACUGGGGUCCUGAGCUAGCAGGCUAACAGAUUUUUUGAAGUGAACUAGAGGUUUUAAAGUUACACUGGUUACUUAGAAACAUCUCUUGACUUUGUACAUUACACAAGAUACCUCACUCAUUUAAACUUAGUCUCAGACAUAUUUUUUACUGGUCUGGUUGUGUAUCUCUAUAAAUAAUGCUAAGUUACUAAGGUCCAUCAUACAGCAUGAAAUGGAAAAUUUUAUAUACUUAGAAUGGACUCUGAUAUUUUAUGGUAUAUUUUCUUUUGUGUAUGGUUGAGUCCUAACCACUUAGAUCUUUCUCACAAUAGUUCUAAAUGCUAGGGGCUAAUACCUAGUGAUUUUUGAGUUUGAUACAUCUGAAGAGUCUCUUUUACUCAUCUGCUUUUUUAUAUGCUUCUCAUGCUAAAAAGAUAAUGUUACUGAGCUAUCAUUUAAAAACUAAUGUCCUAUAGCUGAUCAGAAAAUAAGUGUGGUAACAGUAUUUUAAAAAUAAAGUAUUUCACAUGGAGCUUUAACCAGGUUGGAUCAAAUGUGAAGAAUGACUCAAGACUGUUUUAGUUCUUUAGCGCAGUGAUUUUGCUUGCCUUUUAUGUAACCUGCACAAGAGAAAGACUUUAAAAAAAA
Molecule: messenger RNA, 2129 nt
Organism: Lonchura striata (white-rumped munia)
Lineage: Eukaryota; Metazoa; Chordata; Aves; Passeriformes; Estrildidae
Product: C-C chemokine receptor type 5-like
Biological process (GO): calcium-mediated signaling; positive regulation of monocyte chemotaxis; immune response
Cellular component (GO): cytoplasm; membrane; external side of plasma membrane
Molecular function (GO): C-C chemokine binding; C-C chemokine receptor activity
Source: RefSeq, a predicted model, not a curated record